Messenger RNA from Sphaeramia orbicularis (orbiculate cardinalfish), 4311 nucleotides. RefSeq names its product brevican core protein-like. The transcript has 14 exons. Gene Ontology annotation, cellular component: synapse; perineuronal net. Lineage: Eukaryota; Metazoa; Chordata; Actinopteri; Kurtiformes; Apogonidae. Gene Ontology annotation, biological process: positive regulation of neuroblast proliferation; central nervous system development; cell adhesion. The coding region runs from base 219 to 4061 and encodes 1280 amino acids. Gene Ontology annotation, molecular function: hyaluronic acid binding. The record is from RefSeq and is a predicted model, not a curated record.
UCACUUUCUCCUAACUCCCUCCUUUCUGUCGGAGCCUUCGGAGUGUGUCGGACACCAGCUGCUGUACCUGCGCAGAGCAUCCACAUCCCCAUUCUAGAUUCCCCCCCAACAGGACAGGACAGGACAGGACAGACGCACUGCAGUAAGCGGAGAGCAGCGGAGACGCACGGAAAAUACUUUUUAACGCGUAAAAGUGCAGCCAUCCUCCAUCAGCUGACAUGCUGCAAAUCACAAUCAGAUAUGUCCAAAUUCUGUCACUUCUUUGUGCGAUGUGUCAUCUUUCUCUGGCCUUCCCCGCCCAAACUCCACCUGCAUUCACUGAAGUCAGACAUCUCCAGGUGAAAAUCCCCCACUCAGAUGUGAUCUCCGCCUCCCUGGGCAGCUCCGUCACCCUCCCCUGCUUGGUGUCUUUGUCGUCCACUCCCUCCUCCUCUUCCUCUCCUGCUGAACCGCGGGUCAAGUGGACCGUGGUGUCGGGCGGGGUGGAGACCCAGAUCCUGGUGGCUCGGGGUCAGAGGGUGAAGAUCAACGAGGCGUAUCGAGAACGCGCCGCCCUGUCCAACUACACCUCGUCCUCUGAUGACCUGUCGCUGUGGUUGGCUGAUCUGCGCACCACAGACUCAGGUCACUAUCGAUGUGAGGUCCAGCAGGGCCUGGAGGACGCCGCCGACCUGGUCCAACUGAAAGUCAGAGGUGUUGUGUUCCACUACAGAGACGCCCUGGGCCGUUAUGCCUUUUCCUUCCGUCAGGCCCAGGCAGCUUGUGAGGCCAUCGGGGCUAAAAUUGCUUCUCCUGACCAUCUGUUGGCGGCUUAUCAUGACGGAUAUGAGCAGUGUGAUGCAGGAUGGCUGUCAGAUCAGUCCGUCAGAUACCCCAUCCAAGUGCCCCGUGAGGGUUGCUAUGGAGACAUGGAUGGACAACCAGGAGUGAGGAACUACGGAACAAUGGAUGCAGAGGAUUUAUAUGACGUUUACUGUUACAUAGAUCAGAUUGAUGGGGAGGUGUUUCAUGACUCGGUGCCUCAGCAGCUGUCAUUUACUGAAGCGCAGUCGUACUGCAGAGGAGCACAGGGAGAACUGGCUACGACUGCACAGCUGUAUUUGGCCUGGAGUGAAGGUCUGGAUCGCUGCAGUCCCGGCUGGCUGUCCGAUGGCAGUGUGCGCUAUCCCAUCAUAGCCCCCAGAGAGCGCUGCGGAGGACCGCAAGCAGGCGUCAAAACCGUCUACCGCUUUAGCAACCAAACCGGCUUCCCAGAACCCUCCAGUCUGCAUGAUGUUUACUGUUUCAGAGGUAAUAAAAAUGCUGCCACAGUCUCUCCCAUGGAUUAUGUUGUUACUGAGCCAGAUGACAUUGGACAGGAUGUGGUUAUUCUGACGGAACCUGAUGAAGAGCUGCAUCUGAACCAGAAUGAAGAGCAUGUAGAACGGGAGGUUCAGAGUAUACUCGAGUCAUUUCCCAUCUUCUCCAGGCCCUCAACAGACGAAAACCUGGUUAGCACACAUCCUACCGUUACAUCAGGCACAACAGAGUCUACUCUCAAUGCCACAUCCACACCAGACCUCCUUCAGCUGUUUAACGAAACAUCAACUCCUACAGAAAUGAGUAAUAACACAGAACAUCCUACAGCAGUGACCAGCACCUUCAGCAGCACAGAAACCUAUAAUUCUACUCAAAAUAUGACAGUCCUGUCCGGUGUCACCAACGACACCGACUCCAACCACACUUUGAUUUUAACUUUUUACGAGUCUGAGCUUGAAAACACAACAGCGUUUCUUGAACCUCAUACACCUCACCAGAUGCAACGUGUGCUGGAUUCAAACCCUGAAGAGCCUGAAGAAUCUACACAACCAUCUCAGAGUCCAGAACAGUCCCAAGAAACAACAGAUUUCAUCACUGUACAAGCUAACUUCAGCGAGAUGAACAGCACCAGUAAAGAGAACGUCUCAGAGGUAGUCCCUGUGACCUCUGACCCCAUGCUUCAGGUCAAGCUGGAGGAGGCUGUGGUCGAUGAACCGGUGCAGGUGACUCUGUCCACUGAGUCUCCAACAGAAGAAGAAGAAGAAGAGGUUCUGACUCAAACUGCCCAAAGCACCAAACCACCCACCAAAACCUUAACAUCUCUGUGGAUCCCAGUGGACGGAUCUGGAGAUAUUUCUCAAGAGACGGACCUUAACGUGGAUGCAGCCAGUUUCAUCACAGAAGCAGACUCCUCCACUCUGGACUCCACCACGGACCUUCCACCUUCUGCUGCGUCCAGUGGAGCUACUGUUACAGCCACAGACAUAACCCCCACAGCUGAGUCGUACCAUUCUGAUAAAGUCGACUUCUUCUCCACAUCAGAACAGCCCUGGCAGUCCUCCAUGUUUAGACAAGAAGGAAGUACAAGCAUAGAAACCGAAGACACGGUCACAGUGGAAAACGAAGAAAAAGAGCUACACCUGCAUGUGUCUGGAGUCAGUUUUGCUACCACUGAAGCUCCAGAGGUCUGGUCUGCUAAUUCCACAACACCACCGUACUGGACAUCAUCCCCCAGAAUGCAUUUGGAGGCUGUGACAGAUGCAUAUCAGGAAGCAAGUGGACACGAACCUGAGACUGUGAUCACAAUACUUGAGGAUGUUUCCCCAACAUUUGAAGAUGAAGAAGUUACUCCAACCCUUCAGGAGGAUGUGUUCAUUAAACCGACUGUUGAAGAAGAAGACGAGAAGGUGAACUUUGAAGAUGAAGUCAGCACUGCUACAAGCACUCCAGAAUACUUAACAGAAACCCAAACCCUCCAGGAGGAAGAUGAAGUGAACCCAGCGCUCAAUGAAAACGUCACCCCAACGGCUGAAGAAGUCACAGAAGAAGAUAAAUUCAACUCAACCCACGAAGAAGAAGAAGUCACAGUCCUUCCCUUUGAGUCACAAACCUCUAACUGGUCUCCUCUGACCACCACAACUGGACCCCAAGAGUCCCUGAAUGGCCUGGAGUACAGCAGAACGACCUCCACAGCAGCUCCAGAUUCACCCUCCAGUACAAACCCCCCCAGGAAGACCAGCACCACCACCGUCACGACCACCACACACUGGUUCAGACGCAGCUGGAGCUCCACCACCGCGGAGCCCGAAGCCCACCACGAGACGGUCGAGCCCCAGGAAGUGACAGCGCACAUUCCUCCUGUGGAUCACGGUCGGCCGGACGUUGAGUUUAGUCUCACGCAGUCGCCCACGCUGCUCAUCUUACCCAAUGAGAGAGCAGCAGUAGGCGGUGCGGGGAAAGCCUCAGAUGCCUGUUUGGAUGAUCCAUGUUUCAACGGCGGCACAUGCACUGAUCGAGGAGGAGAGAUUAAAUGCCUCUGUUUGCCAACAUAUGGAGGGCAGUUCUGUCAGACAGAUCUGGAGCGAUGUGAACUGGGCUGGGAUAAGUUCCAGGGUUUCUGCUACCGACACUUCAGCCAACGUCUGAGCUGGGAGGUGGCCGAGCAGCACUGUCGCAUGCUGGGAGCUCACCUGGUGUCCAUCAUGAGCCCUGAGGAGCAGACGUACCUGAACAGUUAUUAUAAAGAAUACCAGUGGACUGGUCUCAAUGACAAAACCAUUGAGGAUGAUUUCCGCUGGUCUGAUGGAAACCCACUGCUGUAUGAGAACUGGUACCGAGGGCAGCCCGACAGCUACUUCCUGUCUGGAGAGGACUGUGUGGUGAUGGUUUGGCACGACGACGGCCGCUGGAGCGACGUACCCUGCAACUAUCACCUGGCCUACACCUGCAAGAAAAGCACCUCCUCCUGUGGUCCACCGCCCAAGGUCAGAAACGCCUCCAUAUUCGGAAAGGUUCGUCAGAGAUAUGAGACGAACGCCGCUGUGCGUUAUUACUGCACUCAGGGUUUCCAGCAGAGACUGAAGCCUCUGAUCAGGUGUUUGUCUGGAGGGAUGUGGGAGAAACCUCAGAUCAUGUGUAUCCCCGAGCCUGGAAGUCCAACCCAAAACCCUGAGGAAACGUCUCCAACCAACAACUUCGCUGCCAUUGAAGACGAGUUUGAAUCCACUAAAGAGUCUCCACAGUACUGGGACAUCAAGUUUUAAAUGUCCUCCACGUCUCCUUUUCUUAAACUCUGCAUUUGUAAUGAGACAAGGUGAAAAGAAAUGAAAGCUUUUACCAAUGAAUACUGAAAGAGGAGGGAAGGAACUAGAACUAAACAAGCACAAAAAUACGACCUCCUCGAAGCCAACGAGUCGCACACACAGACUCUUUUUAUUUAGAGACAGAAACCGAUCCCUUAGAGACAGACAUUCCUAUUUCUAAGUUUUGUACAGCAUUUUUCUGGCAUAUAUA